CUUCAACCAGACCAUGCAGCGCGCCUGCAUGAGUGCGCUCGAGCAGCGCGACCUCUCUCUAAUCCACUAUGCCAGGCGUGGCGCCGCCUCGCUCGGGGCGCUGCAGCGGCUCGGGGCGCUCGCUCCGGCGUGGCUGCUCACCCGGCCGCCGGGCCGGCCGGUGCGGCUGCAGCUCGAGGAGCUCGCCGACACUCUCGACGGCAGCCGCGAGGCGCGCGAGUACGAGCUCCGGGCACGGCUGGUCCGCUCUGUGACCGAGGGCGCGUACAACAAGCUCCGCCCGCCGCCCGAGUCGCUGGCGGACCCGUCUGUGGAUCACGUCAUCUCGGCUCGCGACGCGGCGAGGCUGCGCGGCGGCGGCGGCAUCGAUGCCGUGCUCGUGCUUGACCCGGAGCCGGCGCUGUUGCCGCGGCACGCUCUCGCCGAGGCGAGCGCAGAGCUACGCCGUUUGGUGGCACAGCGGACGCAGGAGUCCAUCAACCCGUGCAACCGCGGGUCGUGGCACGGCUUCCUCCCGCUCGACGCCGACAAGGCGGCGCGGCAGGGGCUUGGACCCUCCACGCUCGCCCUGCUGCGCAAGCUCGGAGCGCUGCCCGCCCUCGUCUCGCGCUGCGGCUGGGGGCGGCCACUCGUGCUUCCGCCCGCGGUGCAGCUUGGCUUCUACCCGGGCGGCAGCGGGGCGCGCUACUCUCCGCACCUCGACCGCAACCCGGGCGAGGUGGGCCUCAAGCGGGAGAUCACUUUCCUGCUCUACCUCAACGUCGACUGGGACACCGACCGGCAUGGCGGCUGCCUCCGCCUCCACCCGCCCGACCGCGCGUCCGGCGCGCCCGUCGACGUGGCGCCGCUCGGCGGACGGGUCGUCGUCUUCCAGUCGGGCAAGCGGCACACACGAGCUGCUCUCCGCUGGAACGCUGCAAUGACCUCUCUCGGUGCCUCCCUCCCUAUAGGCAAGCAGCUGCACGAGGUGCUCCCUUGCGACGGCGCGGACCGGCUCGCGCUCACGCUCUGGUGCGAGUACGAGUGA
Emiliania huxleyi CCMP1516 is the source of this 1027-nucleotide messenger RNA. RefSeq lists its product as hypothetical. Gene Ontology annotation, biological process: cellular response to hypoxia. Gene Ontology annotation, molecular function: ferrous iron binding; peptidyl-proline dioxygenase activity; L-ascorbic acid binding. The transcript has 7 exons. The record is from RefSeq and is a predicted model, not a curated record. NCBI's taxonomy places the organism in Eukaryota, Haptophyta, Isochrysidales, Noelaerhabdaceae. The coding region runs from base 14 to 1027 and encodes 337 amino acids.